Messenger RNA from Ostrinia furnacalis (Asian corn borer), 767 nucleotides. RefSeq names its product ribosomal protein S5 (gene RpS5). The coding region runs from base 72 to 728 and encodes 218 amino acids. The record is from RefSeq and is a predicted model, not a curated record. Lineage: Eukaryota; Metazoa; Arthropoda; Insecta; Lepidoptera; Crambidae. Gene Ontology annotation, biological process: translation. Gene Ontology annotation, cellular component: small ribosomal subunit. Gene Ontology annotation, molecular function: RNA binding; structural constituent of ribosome. The transcript is spliced from 2 exons.
CCACCCUGCCACUUGCGACUGCGUCCGAUCAACUUCCUUUUUCUCGUGCUCUUUUGACAGAACGAGGCGCCAUGGCUGAAGAAAACUGGAAUGAUGAAAUGGAAGCGGGCAGCGUGGCUGUCGAGAGCAUGCCACUUCCCCAACCGGCCGACAUUCCCGAAAUUAAACUCUUCGGGAGAUGGAGCUGCUACGACGUGCAAGUUUCGGACAUGUCCCUCCAGGAUUACAUUUCAGUAAAAGAGAAAUAUGCUAAAUAUUUGCCACACUCUGCUGGAAGGUAUGCCCACAAAAGAUUCCGCAAGGCUCAAUGCCCCAUCGUCGAGCGUCUGACCAACUCUUUGAUGAUGCACGGACGCAACAAUGGCAAGAAACUUAUGGCUGUGCGUAUUGUUAAGCACGCCUUUGAAAUCAUUCACUUGUUGACUGGUGAGAACCCUCUUCAAGUCCUUGUUACUGCCAUAAUCAACUCCGGACCCCGUGAAGACUCCACCAGGAUUGGUCGUGCCGGUACAGUUCGUCGUCAAGCUGUGGAUGUGUCUCCACUCCGUCGUGUGAACCAGGCCAUCUGGCUGUUGUGCACAGGUGCCCGGGAAGCCGCAUUCAGAAACAUUAAGACAAUCGCCGAGUGUGUGGCUGAUGAGCUCAUCAACGCUGCUAAGGGUUCAUCUAACUCUUAUGCCAUCAAGAAGAAGGAUGAGUUGGAGCGUGUCGCUAAAUCCAACCGUUAAUAUCUAUGUAGAGCUGGUCUCAAUAAAAAAAUAUCCAAA